Gadus macrocephalus (Pacific cod) is the source of this 4189-nucleotide messenger RNA. It is a transcript of the gene dnajc18, whose product is annotated as DnaJ (Hsp40) homolog, subfamily C, member 18. Gene Ontology annotation, molecular function: Hsp70 protein binding. Lineage: Eukaryota; Metazoa; Chordata; Actinopteri; Gadiformes; Gadidae. Gene Ontology annotation, cellular component: endoplasmic reticulum membrane. Bases 423 to 1622 code for a protein of 399 amino acids. The record is from RefSeq and is a predicted model, not a curated record. The transcript is spliced from 8 exons. Gene Ontology annotation, biological process: cellular response to misfolded protein.
GCGUCUGGCCGCUCUUCCAGCUGAUAGCUCGGCUGCUCACCAUGGUAGCCCACCUCAAGAUACCAUAACACAGUGGAAAGACCCUUAGCGAUUAUCGCAUUAGCUUGCCUUUAUUUAUUUAUGUGUUUGCGGCUAAAAAUGACACAUCUCGUCCCGAGUACAGCGGACGUCACUACAGGCUGACCCGAUAAAGCGAGACGUUUGUUGGUGUGGAAUUGCGGGCUAUAUAACAUAUUGGCAGGGUCUAGUAUAGCAAAGCCACUGCUGUCCUUUUGCCGUCUACUUGCUCUCAGAUGAAGCUAACGGGCUAGCCUUGCUACGGAGCGCCGUCUUGACACAUGAUACGGACGCCCUUUGCGGAGGCACCCCGUUACUCGCAAGGCGAGACAUUGGAUCAGCAGAAAUAACCCUCCUAUAAAACUAUGAUCAUCGACAAACAAGAGGCCGACCGGCUGAUCGAGAAGGCGAAGCUGUGCCUGCGGUCCGGACGCAAAGAGAAGGCUCUCCAGCUGCUCUACGAAGCCCAGAAGAUCUACCCCAGCACCAGGGCCAGAGUGCUAAUUGAUGCCAUCUUGAGGAACGGCUUCACUGGAUCUCCUCCAGACGACCAGGUUCCUCCCCCGUCCGGCUGGCGGGACCAGGACUUUGGGACCAGAGAUGGAGAGGGAGGAGGAGGAGGUGGAGGAGGAGUAAGCGGGGACGAGAAGAAGAGUUACACCGAGGAGCAGCGCCAAGGUGUUCACAGGAUAAAGAAUUGUAGGGACUUCUAUGAGAUCCUGGGCAUUGCCAAGACUGCCAGUGAUGAAGACCUGAAGAAGGCCUACAGGAAGCUGGCACUGAAGUUUCACCCGGACAAGAACUGUGCCCCCGGAGCCACAGACGCAUUCAAAGCCAUCGGGAACGCGUACGCCGUUCUGAGUAACCCGGAGAAGCGGCAGCAGUACAACCAGUACGGCGAGCAGCCCCACCCGGGCGCCGGCCCCCCGACGCAGACGGCCCAGGCCCGCAGCGCCCGCUACCGCAGCUUCAACCGGGACUUUGAGGCCGACAUCAGCCCCGAGGAGCUCUUCAACAUCUUCUUCGGUGGGAGGUUCCCUACAGGAAACAUCCAUGUCUACACCAAUCAGGGUGCUUCCUACUCCCAGUUCUACCAGCCGCGCCGUCGGCGGGCCUUCGAAAGGCGGGAAGAGGAGCCGGAUGCGAACGCCAGCCAGAACACGUUCACAGCGUUCCUGCAGCUGCUCCCAGUGUUGGUGUUGAUCCUCAUCUCCGUGUUCACCCAGAUGAUGGCCACGAACCCCCCUUACAGCCUCUUCUACAAGCCGGCGAUGGGCCUGGUGGUGUCAAGGGAGACCCAGCACAUGGGCGUGCCAUACUACGUUGACAAGAGCUUUGAGAAGGAGUACCGGGGAGAGUCCCUGGACGAGCUGGAGAAGACCAUCGAGAGCGAUUACAUCGACCACCUGCAGACCAGCUGCUGGAAAGAGAAGCAGCAGAAGUCAGACCUGGCCAACCUGGGCCAGCUGUACAGAGACGACCGGCUCAAGCAGAAAGCAGAGUCCAUGCGCCUGGACAACUGUGAGAAGCUCAACCGCUUCAUCGGACGGCAGAGGGGCGAUUAAAGUCGUGGAACACGAAAAGAAACAAGAACAAGGCUGGCUUCAUUUGUCAGGUUCGUCUUGGGAUUAGGAAAGUCUUUUUUUUUUGUUUUAUUUAAAGAAUCAAAAGGACUGGAGAAGAAAGUCGGAUUUACGAGAAAUGAUACGGAUGAAUGAUGGAUUUUUGAGAAAGCGUUUUUGGUUUGGUCGGCCAUGUUUGCAGACAGCUGGUGUUUUCCUUUUCCAGUUUGAGGGAAGAGAAGUGUCUGGCAGCCUUGGGGGGGAUUUGAAGGGGAAAAAGGAAAAAGGGGGAAACGCUCGCUGGUGGCAACAGCGGUACACUGUAGGCUUUGUACUUUCUUAUAUUAAGGAUCUCUUAGGGGCUGAAAUGUCCGGAAUGUUCUGGGGCUUUUUUCCACACGAUCAUGUCCGUGUCCCUAACGGUAGUUCUUCUAACCAACUGACAUAAUAUCCAGAUUUAUUUAUUUAUUUAACUUAUUUUAUUGUAGUCCUGUGAUUGAGCUAAUUUAAAAGAAGUAGUGUUUCAUAUAUAUCGUGUAUGAAGUAACAUAAAAUUGCCACUACUGUGACUGUUGAUUCUGUACUAUACCAAUGCAGAACUUGUACUUGUUAACAUGAAAUUAGCUUGACAAGUAUAAAUAAUUUCCCCUGGUUUCUUUCAUGUAUUAGGACCGUGUAGUUGAAAAGGUAGUGAACAUAGCAUAAUUUAAACAAACACAUUAUAUCAUGUGUUUGUUUAUUUUUACGCUAACAUAUUAAUAUAUUGUUCUUGGUUAAAAGGCUUGCACCUUCCAAAAAAAAAUACUAAUGUAUAAGCUGUUGUUUUGUCACCCCUAUGAUACAUUAUAUGUCAUCCUUAAUAUGUUCACUUUUUGUUAAGAUUUAACCAUUCAACGUUCUACUGUAAAGGGUUAGCCAAAAUUAUACGUUUUCUAAUGUUUCGCUAAUGGUAUAAAUGUAACGAUUCUUAAAAGAUGGCUACUGUAGCUUGGUUGUCACAAGCAGGUACCGGUACUCUGUCCCAUCUCUUCACCUCACUGUUUAAUUUGGGAGAUCUGACUUUCCGGAAACUCCUGAUGGUCAUGCAUGUUCACACUUCAACAAGGAUAGAAAAAUUCUUUCUCUGAAAAAAAUGACUGGAAUGCGGCACCAAGUUCAACAACAACACAGGAAUAUUUCACGAUCGAUCUGCGUUUCUACAUACAAGAAAGAUAUUUUCCUUUGAGUAGGAAUCCUCAAAGACUUUUCUAUAGCCUCUCCACUAGCCUCUUAACCUGGACAACCUGUACAGUGGCAUGACCUCCACAUGACCCGAACUGUUCCCUGUGCUUCCACACCAUCCUGACGUUCUGCAAACCUGUCUUAAUUUAAAAAACGUAACCUCAUAUUCAACUAGACUCUCUGACGUUCACAUGUCAUUAUGAUGCAGUCAGGCUGUUUCUUGACCAGGUUCAUCUCGAUGCACCCGAAUGUCCUUUCACCCUACCUUUGCUCUACCCUAGUGAACUCCCCCCCAAAUACACACACACACACACACACACACACACACACACACACACACACACACACACACACACACACACACACACACACACACACACACACACACACACACACACACACACACACACACACACACACACACACACACACACACACACACACACACACACACACACACACACACACACACACACACACACACACACACACACACACACACACACACACACACACACACACACACACACAUUUCCUGUAACCCAGUGAGUGCGUGACCGUUCACGCUCUUCCUCCUUAAGCUUUCACCCCCUCUGCUGCAUGCCCCCCAGUAGGCAGGCCCCAGCGAUGUCUUUCAUUAAUAUACUCUUUACCUGAACAACCUGUUCCCUUCUGACCCUCGCUGUUUCACACAUUCAAAUAACCUGGACAGUAUUUGUGUGACAUAUACACAUUGCUUUAAGGCAGAAUGAUCAGCAACCAAAACUAAAAUUUCAUUUUUCAAAUGCAUUAGCAAAUUAUUAUUUUUAGUUCACUUUUUAGAAAGAUAACUACGAUACUGAAGAAUUCAUUUUUUUAAAUGAAGUAUAUCAAACAAUAUUUCAAAUGAAAAUUGUGUUUAAAUAGAUUUCGGCCUGUCUAUCAAAUAGAUUUAAUGAAUGGAAUUCUAGCCUUUUGGCUGCUUAUUAUUGAUCCAGCCAGUGGUUUGAAAGGAAACAGCUGUAUACAGGUAUGUAUACAGCUACAGGUGUGUGUACAGGUGUAUACAGGUACAGGUGUAUACAGGUACAGGUGUACACAGGUGUGUAUGCAAGUGUGAGUACAGGUGUGUAUACAGGGAUGUAUACUGGUGUGUGUAUAGGUACAGGUGUGUGUACAGGUUUAUACAGGUAAAGGUGUGUAUACAGGUGUAUAUACAGGUAUAGGUGUGUAUACAGGUUUAGGACUAUGUACAGGUGUAUACAGGUAUAGGUGUGUGUGCAGGUGAAUCGUGCGGACACCUGUUGGUAUGUGUUGUUUGUAUGAAGCACAAUAUCAGGCUGGUUUAUUAAAUUCUUCUUUGACAGUUA